Messenger RNA from Didymella exigua CBS 183.55, 1449 nucleotides. RefSeq names its product cytochrome P450 46A1. The coding region runs from base 1 to 1449 and encodes 482 amino acids. NCBI's taxonomy places the organism in Eukaryota, Fungi, Ascomycota, Dothideomycetes, Pleosporales, Didymellaceae. Gene Ontology annotation, molecular function: oxidoreductase activity, acting on paired donors, with incorporation or reduction of molecular oxygen; heme binding; iron ion binding. The record is from RefSeq and is a predicted model, not a curated record. The transcript has 6 exons.
AUGUCCCUGGUCAACCUUCGACAAGCCUAUACUCUGAAAAAGCGCUUCCUGGUAAAGAACAACCUUCCAUGUCAAGUAUCAUAUGUGGAGAAGCUCACUGCUAAAUCAGGCCUUCAAUCGUUAACAAAUCAAACCUGGAAAGGCGCUGGCUUACUUAGGAAGUUGCUUGUAGCCUGGGUCGCACGAGGACUGCAUCAACUGUAUCUCCAUCCUCUUCGCAACGUACCAGGUCCAGCGUUGUCAGCGUUUACGAUCCUCCCGCACUUUAUCGCUGUCAGUCGGGGAUAUCUCAAUCGAUACCUACGUCACCUUCAUGGGCGCUACGGCCAAGUUGUUCGCAUAGCCCCAGACGAGCUUAGCUUCGUCGACCCAGACGCAUUGUGCGACAUCUACGGUUAUGGUAUCAAAGGCAACCAAGGGCGCCCGAGCGACGCUGAAUAUGCGAGGGUUCGACGGAUCUCCAGCCCUGCUUUCUCGGAAAGAGCGCUUACUGAGCAAGAGCCGGUCUUUGUCAAGUACGCAGACCAACUUGUGCGUGUUCUGCAAAAGAUCAGCUACGAUGAGCCCAAGAGCGCCAUCGACGUGGUCAAGAUGUUCAACUUUACGACAUUUGAUGUCAUGGCUGACAUGACUUUUGGCGAACCUCUCCACAUGCUCGAUAACACCGAAUAUAUGCCAUGGGUCAGCAUGAUCUUCGGCUACAUUAAAGUUGCUACAUGCGUGGGUAUUCUCAGGGCAUACUGCCCGCACAUCUUCGGCCUCAUUCAACUCGUGUUCAGCGGGACGAUACACAAGGCGCGAACGGCCCACAUGCAGCAUACAGUCACCAGGGUCACCAAGCGCCUCGAGCAAGGUAGAAAGACGGAAGGGAUCGACCUCUCGACAUACGUGCUCGAUCAGCAAGGGAAGGGCAAGGAAGGCUUAUCGCGAGGCUCGAUGGACGCCAAUGCUUCCUUGUUCAUGGUUGCUGGGACGGAGACUACGGCAACAACGCUCUCGGGUCUGACCUAUAUGCUGAUAAGAAACCCAUCGACAAUGCGCAAGCUGACUGCCGAGAUCCGUGAGUCUUUCGCAUCAUCACCUGAUAUAUCCAUGGAAAGUCUCACUCAGUUGCCGUACCUCAAUGCGUGCAUUAAGGAGGCCAUGCGUAUCUACCCUUCGGUCCCCGUGGGAUUCCCGCAUCUCACCCCCACGGAAGGCUCGACACGUUGGACUGGCGACCAGGAGUUUGCAGACAAGAGAGCUGCUGUGCAGCCGUUUUCCGUGGGCUCGCGAGACUGCCUGGGCAAAAAUAUGGCGACUCACGAAAUGCGACUGAUCCUCACGAAGGUCGUGUGGUCGUUCGAUCUCCAAUUAUGCGAGCAACAGAGCGAUUGGCUUGAACAGAAACUGUACUCAACGUGGGAGAAGAUGCCUCUCAUGGUCAAGCUGAAAAUGGCCCAGCGUUGA